Molecule: messenger RNA, 1904 nt
Organism: Vespa crabro (European hornet)
Lineage: Eukaryota; Metazoa; Arthropoda; Insecta; Hymenoptera; Vespidae
Product: activated Cdc42 kinase-like
Exons: 2
Coding region: 10-1560 (516 amino acids)
Source: RefSeq, a predicted model, not a curated record
CCUCUGCGUAUGUUGCGUUCGGGAUUGCCUGUGGUGAGACCAAGAGUUCGUGGUAAUAAACACGCGACCCUUGGUCACAGUAUUUCCCAUCCGGAGGACGCAACUUCGGAACACGCUUUUCAAUUUGUGGAUAUGCAUCACGGUGGAGCAAAAACCUUGCCAAAGAUUCGAGCACCGCCACCCCCUCAUCUGCCACCUCCCUUACCUCAAACUCGAAGCUUGGAGAGGCAUCAUUCCGCUUUGGAGAUCGAGAACAAUCAGAAUCAGAGUAACGUCGACGAAAAUCCGAUACCAUUGCCGCCGCGAGAUCGCUCGAAAACGUUACAACCGAAAUCGAGUUUGCCGAGACAUCAAAGAAAGCAUCCGUUGAUCAUACCAGGUGGAGGAGUGACGAGGACCCUCGCCAAAAUGGCCGUUACGACGCCACCUGCUCUAGAGGAUCAAGUCGAUGGUAAUUUUCUUCUCCAAUAUGCGAAUUCACCGACCACCAGUACUUCCACCCUGCAGGAGAGUUAUUCUCCGGAAGUUUCGACUAACAGCCCGGAAGAAUUUGAGCAGCGCAUCGAGUCGGAGCUAGCCGCUCUGGAUUCUUUGCCCAUGGACGAAAACAAGAUGCAUCGUUGCAGCGUCAUUUCGGAAGAUCUACUCGAGUUUUCUGACAAUCUGAUCGAUGCCGAGGAUACAGGAUCCUGUCCUGAAAACGCAUCGGAGGAAACAAACGAUUCCAUUGAUGUUCGCUUCAGAAGAAAGAUCAGCGUGGAGUCGAAAAAUUCCCAAAAAAGCAUCGCUUCGAAAUCCCUCGAGGAAGAGACCGAGACAGGACUGCCCAGUAGGAACUCCACUACAUCCAGCUCGAGCAGAUCGGAAGAGUCGAGUCUUUCCAAUAAGAAUGAAUCUCCGAGCGUAGCUUUGAUCGCAAGGUCCCAGCCAACAAGCGCAAGAGGAGGAGGAUCGUCGUCGAACCAUCAAAAAAGAUCUUUCAACUGUACGCUUCAGAUAGAACGGCCUUUUGCGGAGGAAUCUAACGUGAUCGCUACCACUGGUACGAUUACGCAAUACAACGUAAAUACGGCGAAAUCCUCUGAAUCGGACAACACGAAUCGCAAGGAUUUUAGUUGCUGUAACAACGAAAACUACUUUACGUCAAAUACAAAAUCAUACGAUCGCGAAGAAACGGAUAAAUUGGUAGUCACCCGUAGCAGCGACCUGUCGCGACAAUCCGAUCAUGUUUCCUGUGAGGAUCUUUUAGAGUUUGCUUGCGACGGUCCGAACGCUCGCAGAACUCGUGGCCCGCGUAAUGGGGAACAGUCUGACGAAGUGAGAAUUAUGUUGAAGGUUUUGCACGAUCAAUCGACUCCUGAGUCAUGCAUAGCGGCCUUGAAUGUAACCGGCUGGGACGUCUUGACGGCGAUAAAGCUCGAACGUCUUCAAGGCUUGUUGAAAAGGGAAAACAAUUUUGUUGGCCUCGAGGAUUGCAAGCUGAUGCUCAGCCAGUGCGGCGGGGACGUCGUUAAAGCGGCCGCCUUGCUACGAAAUACCGAUGACACUGCUGCGGUUUAGUUCUCGAGAUACAAAACUUCUAUACGCUUUUGUUUUUCUUUUUUCUACAGAUAAUUGAGAUUCGCGAGAUUUUUAUUUAUUUUGUUAGGGCUUUUUCUUUUAUAUAGCGAUACAAAAAUAUAGUAUUUCAAAGCGAUACGCUUUUCCAAUUCUAUUAUUGCGUUAAGUGUCGUUUUUUGCGUGACGGCCGAUCGAAUUUUCCAAAAAUUCGUGUCAACGUGUUUCAAAGAAACGUUUAAUCGCUUAUUUAAUUUAUCUUAUUAUUUUUCCGCAGAGUAAUUUGCAUUUUUUAUUGUAUCUCGAUACGAUGUGAUAUACUUUGCACAAUAAGUAAUCUCCUCAAA